Molecule: messenger RNA, 471 nt
Organism: Belonocnema kinseyi
Lineage: Eukaryota; Metazoa; Arthropoda; Insecta; Hymenoptera; Cynipidae
Product: tigger transposable element-derived protein 2-like
Exons: 1
Coding region: 1-471 (156 amino acids)
Molecular function (GO): nucleic acid binding
Source: RefSeq, a predicted model, not a curated record
AUGCCACUAUUCACAAUUGUAAAAAAAAUAUUGAGCCAUGUAAUUGUGAAAUUCCUUCCACCUAAUCUAACAUCGGAAGUUCAACCGCUGGAUCAAGGAAUAAUACGAGCUGUUAAAGCUUGUUAUCGUAAAAAAAUGCUACAACAUCUUAUCACCGUUGCUGAAGACUGCGAUACACGAUCUCAGUUUCUUCAAUCUGUGUCAGUCUUGCAUGCAGUUCGUUGGGUGAAUAGUUGCAGGCAGCAAAUUUCGCCAGAAACAAUUAGCAAAUGCUUUCAACGCUCAGGUUUCAAAGAACGAACAGAGUUGAUUCUUCAUGAAGAAAUACCUACUGCACCUGACGAUAUUUUACAAUCGAUUUUGCAGCAAAAUGAACACUCUGAUGCUGAGUAUUAUGAUAAUGACAACGAUGAAACAGUGAACGACGACAGUACACCAGUGGCAACUCAUAAAGAAGCUCUACAAUAUUAA